This is a messenger RNA of Oncorhynchus kisutch (coho salmon), 4556 nucleotides long. Its product is annotated as ubiquitin-associated protein 2. Gene Ontology annotation, cellular component: nucleus; cytoplasm. The transcript is spliced from 27 exons. The record is from RefSeq and is a predicted model, not a curated record. Gene Ontology annotation, molecular function: protein binding. NCBI's taxonomy places the organism in Eukaryota, Metazoa, Chordata, Actinopteri, Salmoniformes, Salmonidae. Bases 139 to 3507 code for a protein of 1122 amino acids.
UUCAGUUAUUUAGGGUUGAACAACUGUACAGUGGGUCACGUGACGGCAUCUGCUGCUGGCUGAGCGAAGCGUGUUAGCAGGUAAAGAAAUUAAAAGAUUUUUCUAUUUUGUACAUACAUUGUUUUGUAUAUACUGUAUAUGAUGACUUCAGUGGUCAGCAAUCCAGCUCGAGGAACUCGGGACAGAGCGCUGCCCACUACCACACAAACCACACACCCACAGAAACAGAUACAAGCCACAGCAGAACAGAUUCGGCUUGCCCAGAUGAUCUAUGACAAAAAUGAUGCUGACUUUGAGGAUAAGGUCAAACAGCUGAUUGAGGUGACUGGGAAGACCCAAGAUGAGUGCAUGGUGGCCCUCCAUGACUGCAAUGAGGAUGUCAACAGAGCCAUCAAUUUCCUGCUGGAAAGCACCUCUGACACAACCACCUGGGAGACAGUUGGGAAAAAGGUGCGAGGGAAGGAGGGGGGUCCCUCGGAGGUGAAGGACUACCGAGAGAAGAGAGGAGAUCGCGAGGCAAGCCGGAGCCGCGGAGUCCCCAACAGGAGGGGCCGUGGAGCCAACCGCAGCAGAGAGGUUCGGCCAGAAGAGAAUGGGUUUGAAAUGUGUUCUGGGGAUAAAGUGGCCGACCGUGGUCGCAGGGGGAUGGGCGUUGCUGGCAGAGGGUUGGGGGGUCGCGGAAGGGGAAGAGCAGCUGGUGGUAACAGGUUCUCCUCUCAGGGGAUGGGGAUCUUCAACCCCGCCGACUACAACGCUAACUCUAGCAGGUCUCGCCAGGAAACUUGGGAAGCAGAGGGGAACGAAGGUGGAGAUGGUAUAGGAGGAACAUGGAGAGGCAACUUGGAAGACUGGGCUGCAGAAGACUGGAAUGAGGAUCUGUCUGAAACCAAAGUGUUCACUGCCUCUGCUCCUGCGAACCACAUCACAUCUGGACACAAUGUGGACAUGGGCUCGCUGCUGCCCAAGACGGGCAGUGUGGAGACGGAUCUGGGUGGCAUGGAGCCCCCUGCCCCUGUGUGCGUGGGGGGCCAGAGCCUGGUGUUCACCAACUCUCACCACAACUGCGCUCGCACCGCCACACACAGCUAUGCUAGUGCUGCCUCUGGCACUAGCUACACCCACGGUGCCCUGUCCUCAGUCCUUGGCUCUGGAUUUGGGGCUCUGAGUGGGCCCAAGCUGAACCCGGGUGAGGUUAGGAUACCAGAGCAGCUCAACGGGCCCCAGCUCACCCCGCGGACCCAUCAGCAGCUGGUCACCGCGGGCAACAGCAGUGUCGCCAAAGAAUCCAGUCCACCUGCAGUUCAAGGCUCCGCCCCCAUUUCUGCCAGCGAAACCAAGGCCCCGAGAGUGGAGAAGGGCCCUGUUCUAACCUCUCACUUGGAUCUAAAGAUGCAGCCGGAGCCAUCCUCUGUCCUCAGCCAGCUGGCCCAGCGGCAGCAGCAGGCCCAGCAUAGCUCCCUGCCCCAGGCAGAGCCUCUGUCUCUUCCCCCCCAGGUACCUACUCCCCCAGGCCACUACGAUGCCGGGCCCCCGCCUCCCAGAGACGGACCCUCCCUGGACCAUCAGGCUCCCAUGGCUGAACCCCCACAGAGGCAGAUCAAGACCCAGAGACGCAGAGUACCUCCUCUCUCAAAGAUCCCCUCAUCUGCGGUGGAGAUGCCAGGCUCAGCAGAUGUGUCUGGUCUUAACGUGCAGUUUGGGGCCCUGGACUUUGACUCGGAGCCCAGUGUGAUUGACAUGGGCCACCAGGCUGAGCCUGCCAGGGAUCCGGCCCCCACAGCUGUACACCAGCCCCAAAGCAGCUUGUUUUCCAAACCUGGACCAGUCAGUGAGCCCCUUGGCAGCUUGUCAUCCAUGACGCCGUCGAUAUCAGACCCCAGUUUCCCGUCUCUGGGUCUCCCCAGCGCCGCCCCACCCUCCACCUCCUCAGCUAGCAGAGUGGACAACGGCCCCGUGCAGCGCAUGCCCCCCCACCUGGGCUACCCCCAGAGCAAAGACGCCCCCGCCGCCACUCUCACUGUGAGUCACCAACACUGGAUUUGUCAGAAUGGCUAUGGUGGCGUGAGGACACAGGGCCCUGAGGACUCAAUGUCGUUGGCUUCUCGAACCCCUAAGCCCCAAUCACCUCCCAUGAGCAGUGACAGUGUCCCCGUCCACCAUGUUCCCUCCCCAGCCCCCACACCUUCCUACUCUGCCCCUCUGCCAUCUGUCAGCAGUCAUGUGACCAGUACAUACUCGUCAGGAUCUGCCCUCUCCACUAGCUCCUCCCUUACGAUGACCAGUGAGGAGAGCAGUAGUCUCCACGCCUUCUCUUCCUCAUCUGGCCCUUCCAUCAAUGCUGCGGUUAGCAGCUCCAAUGGCAUGAUGCAUGUCCCUGGAGCACCUGGUCUAUCCGCCAAUGGCAACACAACCCUCUCAGCUGCCGGACGCACUGCCCAACCCCAACCCCUGCUGAACACCUCUGGCAAAGCCCCCCCUAACUUGGCCCAAGGACUGCCCCCUCUGCUGGCUAAUCAGUACAUUAUGGGCCCUGGAGGCCUGCUCCCUGCAUACCCGCAGAUCUAUGGAUAUGAGGACCUACAGAUGCUGCAGUCUCGUCUGCCUAUGGACUACUAUGGAGUUGCAUUCCCUGGUACAACCGCAACCAUGCCUGGCAGAGAUGGGCUAGCCAACAAUCCAUACUCAGGUGAAGCGACCAAGUUUGGCAGAGGGGACUCGUCUUCCCCAGCUCCCCCCAACAGCCUGUCUCAAGGCCCCUCCGCUCAGCCCCAGCAGCCCCCCCAGGCUCAGAGCCAAGGUCUGGGACAGAGCCAGGGCCAGCAGAACCAGGCCUUCCUCAAUCCACCUCUGCCCCCAGGCUACGGCUACACCGGCCUUCCUUACUACGCCGGCAUGCCCGGGGUGCCCAGCGCCUUCCAGUACGGCCCCACCGUUUUUGUGCCUCCGGCCUCGGCCAAGCAGCCCAACAUGGGCUUGGGGAACCCCUCCAGCCAGUACCACCAACAGCAUCAGCCUAGCUACGGCCAGCACGCGUAUGGAACAGCUUUUGACGACCUGUCUCAGGGCCACGCGGGGGAGUACAGUAAGGGAGGGUACGGAGGCUCUGCCCAGUCACAGGCCAAAUCAGCUGGCAGCGGCCCAGGGAAAGCUCCAGGUUUGUCCAGCUCAGGCAGCAGUGGAGGGGUGCCCGAUAUUGGUGCUUCAAUGUACAGCAAGACACAGUCUUUUGAUAAGCAGGGCUUCCACGCAGGAACGCCCCCUCCCUUCAGCCUGCCGUCUGCGCUGGGGGGCACGGGCCCUCUGAACCCCGGGGGUGCCCCCGGUUACGCCCCGCCACCCUUCCUCCACAUUCUGCCUGCCCACCAGCAGCCACACUCCCAGUUGCUACACCACCACCUCACCCAAGACGGACAGGGUGGUCCGGGUCAGCGCAAUCAGUCCAGCAGCAUGCAGCAGAAGAGCCAGGGCAGUAAGUCCAGUUAUGGAAGCCCUUACUGGGCCAACUGAAGGGUACCCCUGGGGAGUCUGUCCUGGCCCCCCAUACUAAAGGCUGUGUGUGUGUGUCCCUUCUCCAACUCCCCCAUUCAUUUUUCUUUUCCUUUUUCAAAAUUGGUUGUACAUGUAAGAUAUUUAUGUAUGUAUUUAUAUAUAUAUAUACUGUAUAUGUAAUAGUAGAACAUGAAAUGUGGUUGCUGCAUUUUAUUUUUGAAAGAUGUUUUUGUUUACUUUUUCAAAGCUGCAGGAAGAUAUUACAAAAAAUACAUCUGAGAACUCCUAUAGAGGAAAAUGGAAAAGGAGAGAGCUUUAGCACUGAGCGAAAUGAGGACCUCGGAUGGGGGGUUUCCACAUUAACGAACUACAUUUGUCUCCUUUUUUUUUUUAUACACAACUCUUGAGUUAUCCAGCUUAUCCCCUUCAUUUUCAUCCUUUUUAAAACUUCACCCUCCUUUUACUCAGUUUUCUGUUUCUGAUUGGGUAGCUCUGGCAAGGGGGGCUGCCUCUGUGCCUUCCGCUGCAUCGAUACGCCUCAAAGACCUGCCCAUUAAAAUUAUAUAUUUUAAUUUCAUUUUAACCGUUUCCAUCUGAAUAAAGUUCUGAGCAGUAAUAAUUUUGCCCAAGUUCAUUCUUGUCAUUUAGUUUGUGAGGUACUGAUUUUUGAGGGCAGACUGGACUUAGAUGUUGUGAUUGAAUGUGUGAUUUGUUGUUGACCCUGAACUGACCAGGGCUACCGCACACCACCUUUGUACUUGAGCGCCAUCCAUACCGCUGACCCAGAAAAGCAGAGAUGCUUAUUGUACAAUGGCUAAUCUGGAGACGAAAGAAACGGCCACUUGUUUAGGUGAGGUUCUGGCCUGCGGAGUAGAACACGUGUUUAGGUGAGGUUCUGGCCUGCGGAGUAGAACACGUGUUUAGGUGAGGUUCUGGCCUGCGGAGUAGAACACUUGUUUAGGUGAGGUUCUGGCCUGCGGAGUAGAACACUUGUUUAGGUGAGGUUCUGGCUAGCGGAGUAGAACACUUGUUUAGGUGAGGUUCUGGCUAGCGGAGUAGAACACUUG